CCUCUUUGACGCUCGAAGAGGCGUUUACAUAUCCGCUUCAAAUCGACCACCCCACCGCUAUAGCAGUCGAUGGCAGGCAAGAGCAACGAUAAGUUCUACAAGACCGUCGUGUUCGCCGAGGACAUGACGGACGCCAUGCUCGAGAAGGCAUUGAGCACCGCGAGAGAUGCCUUCCAACUGCAAGUCACGUCGGAGAAGACGUUCUCUACCAUUGCCGAGUUUGUGCGCCGCAAUAUGGAGAAGGAAUAUGGCCGCGGCUGGAAUUGCGUCGUCGGCUCGUCCUUCGGCGCCUACGUGACGCACGAGAUCAAGACGUACGUCUACUUUAGCGUCGCAGCGGGAGUCUCGGUGCUCGUCUGGAAAACCUAGCUGUAUACAAGAGCUAGUGCAUUUCACACACCAUUCUGCUAAAAUACACAAUAAACCGGUCCUUUACCCAUCCUGCCA
Molecule: messenger RNA, 447 nt
Organism: Phytophthora nicotianae INRA-310
Lineage: Eukaryota; Oomycota; Peronosporomycetes; Peronosporales; Peronosporaceae
Exons: 2
Coding region: 70-369 (99 amino acids)
Biological process (GO): microtubule-based process
Cellular component (GO): dynein complex
Molecular function (GO): dynein intermediate chain binding; dynein light intermediate chain binding
Source: RefSeq, a predicted model, not a curated record